Molecule: messenger RNA, 720 nt
Organism: Cylindrotheca closterium
Lineage: Eukaryota; Bacillariophyta; Bacillariophyceae; Bacillariales; Bacillariaceae
Source: the annotation of a GenBank genome assembly
AUGUUGACUCGUCGACUUCUAAAGACGCUACUAGUCCUUUCUUCGUUAGGUGCCUGCUCGGCAUUCGCUCCAACAGUCGGUGGUUCAAGCAAAGCUGUCCUCCAACAACAAGGUCUUCAACAGCAACGAUGUUCUCCAUUGGUAGUUUCCAAACAAUCCAACAAGCAGAUUCACAACAAUGGACAGUCGUCCACCCGACUGAAAUCGGUAAUGGAAAUCAUUGGAACAUCACCUGAACCAAUCCACACGGCAUUUAGUUUUGCAACCUUUGGUCCACAGCCGUUUUGGCUGCUGUUGAUUUUUCUGCCCAAGGCCGAUAUUACCAAGAAAGUCAUGGGAAGUCUGGAUGUGGUUGUCUUUUUUGCCUUGACGCAUUUCUUCAUUGUGGCGAGUUCGAUUGUCCAACCGGGCGCCACGGCACCGUUGCUGGAAUUCAACGAAGUCUUCAACCCCGGUGGCGAUCCGCAAGCGGCGUUCAUGAACAUGGUUACCAACUAUCCCAACUUUGUAGCGGAAGAAUGGAGUCACGUCUUGACUUGGGACUUGUUUGUGGGCCGAUGGGUUUGGUUGGAUGGUCUACGACGAGGAGUGUUUACAUCGCAUUCCGUAUUGUUUUGCAAUUUGAUUGGUCCCCCUGGUCUGGUGCUGCAUUGGAUUACCUGUCUUGUCUCAGGCAAGGGAUUUGGGGAAAACGAAGCACCCGAGGAGAUGGAAGAAUAA